Messenger RNA from Medioppia subpectinata, 666 nucleotides. NCBI's taxonomy places the organism in Eukaryota, Metazoa, Arthropoda, Arachnida, Sarcoptiformes, Oppiidae. The record is from the annotation of a GenBank genome assembly.
AUGUGCCAUAUCAUCGGUAACGGCGGCACUGGUGGAGGGACUGGCAAUGGAUGGCCAGUCAGUUACCAACACAUCGGGGAAUAUUCUCUCUCUCUCUCUCUCACCGCUCUGAUCGCCCGCACGGACGUCAAGAAACACCGCGACUACCCGUUGGCCUCGAAGGACGAGAACAAGCAAUUACUUGUCGGCGCCGCCAUUGGCACACGUGAUGGCGACAAAGAGCGGCUCAAGAAACUGGUUGACGCCGGCGUCGAUGUCGUUAUUUUGAUAUGCUACGGCUGUCGCUCAUCGUUGGCCACCGCACCGAUAAUCGCAUCCGUGUCCGGUCACCAUCAGUGGCACAUCAAUUGUCUGAGGUGCUCGGAAUGUGACCAAUCUCUCAGCCAUUGUCGGUCGUGUUAUCUGAAAAACGGUCGCAUAUAUUGUAAAACCGAUUAUUCAAAACUAAUCAACCAAUUGAUCAAAUGCUCCAAAUGUUAUCGACAGAUAUCGGCCUCCGAUUGGGUGCGAAGAGCCGGCGCCUAUGUCUACCAUUUAGCGUGUUUUGCCUGUGAUUUAUGUCAGCGCCAGUUAAGCACUGGUGAACAGUUUACUAUCGAUAACCAGACAAAUGAAAGCAAAUUAUUGUGUAAAUUACAUUUUGGUAUCACAAACGAUGGUAAAUCU